This is a messenger RNA of Sparassis crispa, 921 nucleotides long. RefSeq lists its product as hypothetical. The coding region runs from base 1 to 921 and encodes 306 amino acids. The transcript has 2 exons. The record is from RefSeq and is a predicted model, not a curated record. NCBI's taxonomy places the organism in Eukaryota, Fungi, Basidiomycota, Agaricomycetes, Polyporales, Sparassidaceae.
AUGGACUCCAUCGACACACACGUACUUACGGUUGCCCCGGAUACGCACGCGCAAGAGAACGAUGCACUUCACAGUGCGCGAGGCACACAGCAGGACCAGGAGGACGCGAUCGUCGCCGGUGCUGAGCACGCGAUGAUUGCGCAGCGUGCACUCCCCGCGCUACAUCUGGACACAGCGCUGAACGACGUACUCACAAGUAUUCCCCUUAGUUUCAUCGACGACUCAGUCUACAGUAUUGAGAAUACGCGCGUCGACCGCACGGACGGCCCCCCUUCAUUGAUCGACAUGCGCCCAACGGGGUUCGUUUUUCUCUCACAUCUGGACCUCGCGGAUAUCUCGGCGACCCCACCCCUAUCACGUUCCCCAUCCCCCGAGUACACGCCAUCAUCACCCGUCUACAUUCCCUUGUCACCGGUCCUCUCGUCGCCCCCAUCACCUCCAUCAUCCGCGUGCGCGUGCACGCACGAGGCUGACUGCCAUGCGAUGCGAGCAUGCAAUCGCCCACUUCUGCUUCCUCGUUCCACUCUCCCUGUCACCCAUGACCCCGACACUCGUAUCUGCAGGCCAACGCACCCGCCCAGCUCCCAUGCGCGCUGCACAUCUCCAGACUCGUACGAUGGCGAUGACGACUUACCAGGUUUAGUAAGUGUCUCGCGCGGUAAUGACAGUAGCGACAGCGAAUCGGACAUGGACCUCAAGGAUGACACGGACGACGACGAUAACCAUUUACAGUCGGAAUGCGAGCGCGAGGAUUUGAUGCACAAGUGCGUCGAGGAAAUUCUCGUCGAGGCCAUGCGCGAUGUCACUGAAGAAGUCGUUGAAUAUGGAGCAGGACCCCCCAUCAAGCACUAUGCACCAUUUUCCUUUAUCUUUAGCUACUCGCGGUCCUUCAUCGCUAAGUAUACCCAGUCCUAUGUCUGA